This is a messenger RNA of Phycomyces blakesleeanus NRRL 1555(-), 2333 nucleotides long. RefSeq lists its product as hypothetical. The record is from RefSeq and is a predicted model, not a curated record. Gene Ontology annotation, cellular component: Golgi apparatus. The transcript is spliced from 16 exons. Lineage: Eukaryota; Fungi; Mucoromycota; Mucoromycetes; Mucorales; Phycomycetaceae. The coding region runs from base 384 to 2297 and encodes 637 amino acids. Gene Ontology annotation, biological process: Golgi organization.
CUUACCGCUCACAGUCGAGCCCUCCCUUACCAGUCCUGACUGUUCCAAACAAGACACUUGCUCCACUUUCACCCUUGUCCAACCUGGCUGCCAAACGCUCAGCCUUCCACCUCACCUCACCAGUCUCUCCUUUAGCACGCUCUCCAUCAAUCGAACUCUCUUCAGAUUCAUUUUCUGCAUUCUCAAACCAAACAACCAUCAGACACUCAAUCAGCUCAACUCUUUCCCGGAAAACAGAUUCCACAUUCUUUACCCCAACCCAAACCGCAGCCAUCAAAUCCCUCUGCUCACCCAUUACUUCAGACGCGUCUCUCUGGUCUACCCUUCUAGACUUGAAUAAAUACCCAGCUACACAUUCACCACAAGACGCACACGAUUUGGAAAUGGCAACGGUUGGUCUUUCAAUUGAACUAGCUGCCAACAACAUCAGUACGCACAACUUUGAUAGUCUGAUUCUUCAUCUAUUGUCUCAACUCCAUCGAUGGCAAGACAGCAAGGCAGAAAUUGUACCCACUUCAGCCUACAAUGCUCUGUUUUUGACACGCGUAUUUGCCAAACAUUUUGCAGGAAACCUGACAAAUCAACAAGUGAUUGAACAGUUUGAGGGUCGUCAACAAGCGCAAAAGAACAAUGGUGGCUGGAGCCCAGGACACUCUAGUCAGGCAUCAUUAACCCUUGAUGUGCAAAAGUUGGCUAUUCAUGCAGAUGUAGAGACAGACAGUCGGCCAAAAGGAGAGCAGCUUUUGGGCAGCCUCUUGUCAAUAUUAAUCAACACAGAUCCAAAUGUCAGCUAUUCAACCUAUGAAUUCUAUACAGAAGUACUUAAUAUGCUUCUUGUCUUGUUUUCGACUCAAUUGCAUCGUGCUCGUCUAUCUGAAGCCAAUUACUUUUUGGAUCUUUUGUCAGAGAAGUUUAGUAAUCGAUCGAGUACAAUUGUUGCCAAACUACUUGAAAACUUUGUAGAACAAAGGUCUCCACCUGCUCAAACAUCUAGUGUUGUAUACAGUGCAUACAAUUACUUUUUCUCAAGGUCAGGAUCAGGUUCAGAUGCGGAUGCAUUUCCGGUGGCAGAUCGAAGCUUAUUGUUGCUGUUGCUAUUGGGAAACCAAGCAAAACACUAUAUUCCAGUCUCUAAAGAAGGACCGCCAAUAUGGUCAAGUGCAUAUCGUAAUGCACUGUCUAGCCUAAGAGAUCAGAAUGCCAGGUAUUCUGACCUAGAGAAUGGAAAUAUAAAGGUCCAUUUGAUUUCAUUUAAAGAUCUAUUUGAAAUAUUCUGUCGGUCUUUGGGUGUAGAGGAGCGUAUGCUAUUAUUCUAUCUCAUCUUGGUCGAAAAUGAGUCAUUUAGGGUCUAUGUAUUGUCCAGAACAGAUCCAGAAACAAUCUAUAUUCCAAUCCUAAAGAUGAUAUAUGAAGCAAUCGAGGGCAAAACAAACUAUUCUCAGGUCUAUGUACUUUUGAUCUUUCUGCUGAUUUUUAGUCAAGACGAUGUGAAUAAUGAAACAAUCCAAAAAAUCUCUGUUGGUAAUCUGGCAUGGUUUACAGAACGUCCACUGUUAAAAUCAAUCUCCUUGGGUGGAUUAGUAUCCCUUGUAUUGAUCAGAACUCUUCAAUUGAAUUUGUCUCAUCAAAAGGAUAUAUAUUUUCACACGAAUUGUCUUGCAAUCUUGGCAAACAUGUCCACAUCCAUGCUAGAUAUGCAUGCCUAUGUAGCCCAGCGGAUUAUCAGUCUAUUUGAAUUGAUUUCUAAACGACAUCAAAAGGUUGUAAAUAAAUCACAGGCGUCUGGAGAGGCCUUACCUUACAAUGACAUUACAGUCUAUGAAGACCUCUUGUCACUUGUUCUGGAGAUCAUAAACUCUGUCUUGACCCACCGGUUGAAACAUAAUACCCAGCUAGUAUAUGCUCUAUUGUUGAAACGAGAAAUCUUUGUGCCCUUCAGACUUCAUGCACGACUCUCUGAACCGAUCAACAACAUCGAGCAUGUGAUCAAUUAUUUCCAUGCUCGAGUUGAAGAAGCUAACCUCAAAGCACCAUCAUCUGUUGAGGUUCUCGAUUUGAUUGCCCAAUCGGCACGUACAUGGUCUCCCAAUCGAUUAACAGUGCUGCCUGACCUGAAGUUUCAAUAUGAAGAAGAACAAGAUGCACACGAAUUCUUUGUUCCCUAUGUCUGGGCACUUAUCCACCGACGGACAUUUAUUUAUUGGAGUGAAGAAAAAGCACAUAUAUUGGAUGAGUAUAGACAACUAAACGAUCCUUCAGACGAUCCGGAUUUAUCAACCGAAAGAGCAGAACGGUAAAAUAAGGAAAUAAAGAAAUAAAACGCAAAUAAACAU